Molecule: messenger RNA, 3032 nt
Organism: Chara braunii
Lineage: Eukaryota; Viridiplantae; Streptophyta; Charophyceae; Charales; Characeae
Source: the annotation of a GenBank genome assembly
CGUUUCAGCGGGCCAUGAAUAUGGCCUUCGCUGAGUUCGUUAACAAAACCCGACUAACCCAGCCCCUGAUCAAUUUCUGCGUGAUUGUGUAUAUGGAUGAUAUUUUGGUCUUUUCAAAAACACACGAGUACCAUGUGGAACACAUUGAGUGGGUUUUGCAUGCACUGAAAGAUGCGGGGUUCAAAGUGGCCUUGGAGAAAAGCGAGUUCUUCAUGUCGGAGAUCUUAUUCUUGGGGUAUAUCGUCACGGUCGACGGACUAAAACCGGAUCCGAGGAAGGUGGCAGCAAUUCAAGACGCCCCGGCGCUGGUCACACUCACCCAGGUUCGGGCUUUUCUAGGGCUGGCAUCCUAUUACCGACGCUUCAUCAAGGGGUUCGCCGGUAUAGCGAAAUUCCUCACGAACCUGCUGAAGAAAGAGGAACAACUGAUCUGGACGCCGGAAUGCGAAGCGACGUUUCAGGCCUUGAAGGAGGCUCUGACAUCUGCUCCUGUGUUGGCGCGCCCCGACCCGACAAGACCGUUCGCACUGUACACAGACUGGCAGCCUCAGGCGAUAUCGGCGGUGUUGACUCAGCACGACAAGGAUGGAAGGGAGCACGUCAUUGAGUAUGCGUCCAAGACGCUGAGCCAGGCGCAGGCUAAUUACAAAGCAUGCAAAGGUGAAUGCCUGGCGGUGGUGUGGGGGAUUCAACAUUUCCGACCGUAUCUGUACGGCCAGAAAUUCGUGCUGGUUACGGAUUACCAGUCGCUGUUGUUCCUACGCAACAACACGAAAUACACGGAGACGCUGGGCAAGUGGGCGGUGCGUCUACAAGACUAUGACUUCGACAUCCGCCACCGUGCCACGCGGCAGCAUGGUAACGCAGAUGGAUUAACGCGCCUUCGGCCGCCCAACAAGUGUCCCGCCAACGAGCAACUCAUUCCGUGGAGGCCAGAAGUCGGGGCUACGAAACCGUACUACGGGGAGCUACACGUGCUGCUGGAGCCGCUGCCCUUCGCCGACGAAGACGCGUGGGAAUUCCACCGUGCGCUGUACAAGUCGGUGGCGCUGGGGAUGUUCCGGUUCUUCGUGGAUCACGAAGACCACGCUGUCGGGGAGCACUUCAUUGUUUACUACGUCAUCGCGCGGCCCAAGCCAACGGAGAAGGAAGGGACAGUGGCGCUGUACCCCUUCGCCCCACUCCAGACAAUCGAUCCGGGAUUGUUGGAGCUCAUACAUCUUGAGCUCCUCUCCAUUACGCAAGUGAUCGCGAGCGAGGAGGAGGAGAUCCAACCCGCGCGUACGCGGAUUCCUGACCCUGUGCCUGGGAGUGCGGCGAUGCUCGUUAAGGAGACUAUCGUGCCAUCGUCGCCCAUUCCGCAUGUGCCCGAUCUCAAUCUUGAUGGAGCCGGGGCAUCAUCAGCAGCCAGAGGAGGAAGCCGAAUGGGAUUUUCGGAUCCCAUAUCCAGACCCCCCGGGAGGGUAGCCACAGUAAUGGACACAGGAACGACGGAGAUGGUGAUCCCGACGGCCACUGAGAUAGGACCCGAUGAGUAUAUGGCAGCAGCGAUGUUCGAACCCGGGACCAUCGGAGUGAUACGUCACGUCCAACGGAUUACCGAGGAAAGCGACCUCGGGCCGUGGCGACCAGAAUUCAAGGAUCUUGCGGUACCUGGUCCUGAAUACAAGGAUGGCCAUAUCGACGUAUUGGAUGCCUUGAAGGCUCUGGAUCUUCGGAUCACCGUCCCUAUUCCAUAUGUGCUAACCAUUUCCGAAGCGGCUAACGAAAAGKUGAUCGAACGGUGCCUCAAAAACAGGCGCCGAUUCGAGGAAAGUCGAAAGGGCAAAAAGCCCUUCCUACGGGACCCACCCACUAACGAGGAGUCACAGCCCUCGACCUCAGAGGUGCACGAAGCCAACCGGAUAGGGAUGGUCCAGAUCGUAGAUUCCGCCUCGGAAAAAACCCGAGGGAGCAGGAUGAACCAUCGCCAACUGGAGCAUGAGCCCCUCGAGCACUUCCAGACGCCGCUUGCAGAUCGCUUGUUGCGGCAUCGAUUUAAUGAGGAGAGGCAGUUGCUGUACGACAUCCAACAGGUGAACGUGCCAGCGCCCGGGGUUGCUGAUUUGGCAGCGUACUCGUUGCUUUGCGAUCGGCUGACAUAUGCGGGAGUGUACGUGGACGUGACGCAGUUGCCUGGCCGAGAGACGACCCGAGUAUUAAUUGAGUUCCGUGCGCUCCAGGUGGCACCCAACUUCGUGCACAGCGUCGCCACCUUCAUCGGAGACUUGACGAUCCUACCGCAGCAGAAUCGGGAGCCGGCGCGCAGCCUUGUGCGCGAAUACGUGGUGGAAGCGGCCAGAUCACCCGAGGAGGAAGCCRAAUGGGAUUUCCUGAUCCCAUAUCCAGACCCCCCGUCCUUGCGGGACCUCUCUGUUCCCGCCAGCCACCCCGGGGUGCCCCGGUCAUUGACAUUAGUAGUUCAUCCGAGCCGAACGGUCCAUCCGACCGAGGUGGACUUCAUGGUGGAGCCCGCCACCAUCAGGCUCGAGGCCAUCGCGGGGGCGCCGCGCCUUGAUCCGGCGUGGGAGCCAUAUCUGACACCCCCUUUCCAAGGGUGUAUUGCGGCGCGAUUGGCUGGGACGCUCAUCUACGAGACCGGGCAGCGUCCAAACGCGAUGUACCACUUCCUGGUCGUCGCGGCGCAGAAGCGGGAGCGGCGGCCUUACACCGAGACUCAUGUGGUGAUGACGGGUCCAGGGCCCCGAUCGGUGCGCAAGCGGGUGGUGCGAGCGGUAGCGGAUCUGGCGCCCCGUGUCCUCUCACAUGUGCCGGGGGCUUUCCUUUACCCGUCAUUCGUCCAGCAUCACUUCCACGAGGGAGAUGCGCCGACGACUCCUGCGGCAAUGGCCGCUUUUCUUCCACCUAUUCCGCCCCCUCUCAAUCCCGACAUAGAUCACUUCCUCUGAUAACCCUCGUCUACCUCUCCCCUGUCCUCUCCUUCUCCUUCUCCUCUUUUUCUUCUUCUUUUCCGUAUCUAAAGCUUGCGCGAC